AUGGAAGACAGAAGGCUGAGGGCUCCACUACCAAGCCCCCCAGGAAAAGACCUAAGAGAGGAAAAAACCUACGGGAACGUUUUGGCUGAACUUGAAUCCGUAGACUUGCCUUUGGGAACAACUUUAAGAUCUGUGUAUGAUGACCAGCCUAAUGCGCACAAGAGGUUCAUGGAGAAGCUCGAUGCCAGAAUACGAAACCAUGACAGAGAGAUCGAGAAAAUGUGUAACUUCCACCAUCAGGGUUUCGUCGACGCCAUCACCGAGCUGCUCAAGGUUCGCGCCGAUGCAGAGAAGCUGAUGGGCCAAGUGACCGACACCAAUCGAAGACUCCAGGACGCUGGACGAGAGGUGACGGCCCAGACGGAAGAGGUCAUCCGUUGCAGGGUCCAGCAGAGGAACAUGGCCACUACUGUGGAGAAGCUCCACCUCUGCAUCCCUGUUCUGGAAAUGUACAGCAAACUUAAGGAGCAGCUUGAAUCCAAAAGAUAUUAUGCUGCCCUGAAAACCAUGGAGCAGUUGGAGAACAUUUACAUCCCCCGCGUGAGCCAGUACCGCUUCUGCCAGAUCAUGGCCGAGACGCUUCCAAAGCUCCGCGAGGAGAUCAAAGAGGUCUCCAUGUCUGACCUGAAAGACUUCCUGGAGAGCAUCAGGAAGCACUCGGAUAAGAUCGGCGAGACGGCCAUGAGGCAGGCGCAGCAGCACAGGACGUUCCUGAGCACUGUGCAGAAGCAUGUGAGCGCGGGCUGCACUAAACCCCUGUACAGCCUCAACGGACGAGGAGCCUUCCAGCACAAUGGCCUCGCCACCGAGGACGCCACAGAUGAAGACGAGGGGGACGAUGAAGUUCUAACUGCACACGACCUAGUGGACUUCUCUCCUGUCUACCGGUGUCUUCACAUCUACACUGUGUUGGGUGACAGAGAGACGUUUGAAAAUUACUACAGAAAGCAGAGGAAGAAACAGGCCCGUCUGGUUCUGCAGCCUCAGUCCAACAUGCAUGAAACUGUUGAAGGCUACAGGAAGUACUUUAACCAGAUUGUCGGGUUUUUUGUGGUGGAGGACCACAUCCUGCACGCCACCCAAGGCCUGGUCACCAGAGUGUUCACCGAAGAACUGUGGAACAUGGCCCUGUCCAAAAUCAUCGCUGUCCUCCGCACUCACUCGUCCUACUGCAAUGAUCCUGACCUGGUCCUCGAACUGAAGAACCUUAUCGUGAUAUUUGCAGACACGUUGCAGGGUUAUGGUUUUCAGGUGAACAGACUCUUUGACCUUUUGUUUGAAAUUAGAGACCAGUACAACGAAACCCUUCUGAAGAAAUGGGCCGUGGUGUUCAGGGAGAUAUUUGAGCUGGAUAACUACAGUCCCAUUCCCGUAGAGAACGAAGACGAGUACAAGUCUGUGGUCGGCAGGUUCCCUUUCCAUGACGCAGAGAUCGAAAAGCAACCAUUUCCGAAGAAGCUUCCCAUGUCUCAGUCUGUGCCUCAGAUUUACAUACAGGUGAAGGAGUUCAUCUACGCCAGCUUAAAGUUUUCUGAGUCUCUGCAUCGCAGCUCUACCGAGGUCGACGACAUGCUCCGUAAAUCAACCAACCUCCUGCUGACGAGGACGCUGAGCGGGUGCUUGCACAACCUCAUCAGGAAGCCCCAUAUAGGCCUGACGGAGCUGGUCCAGAUCAUCAUCAACACCACCCACCUGGAGCAGGCAUGCAAGUACCUGGAGGAGUUCAUCACAAACAUCACCAACGUCUCCCCGGAAACGGUCCACACCACCAGGCUCUACGGCCUCUCCACCUUUAAGGAUGCCAGGCACGCCGCCGAAGGCGAGAUCUACACCAAGCUCAACCAGAAAAUCGACGAGUUCAUCCAGCUGGCCGACUACGAGUGGGGCAUGGCCGAGUCGGAUGGGCGGGCCAGCGGCUACCUCAUGGACCUCAUUAACUUCCUGCGCAGCACCUUCCAGGUCUUCACGCACCUUCCGAAUAACAACAAUGACCAUGGCGCGAUGUCGGGGAAGGUGGCUCAGACGGCCUGCAUGUCAGCCUGUAAGCACCUCGCCACGUCUCUGAUGCAGAUGCUACUGGACACCGAGCUCAAGCAGAUUAGCAUGGGAGCCAUCCAGCAGUUCAACCUGGAUGUCAUCCAGUGUGAAUUGUUUGCCAGUUCAGAGCCUGUGCCAGGAUUCCAGGGGGACACACUGCAGCUGGCAUUUAUUGAUCUGCGACAGCUCCUAGACCUGUUCAUGGUGUGGGACUGGUCCACGUACCUGGCGGACUAUGGCCAACCCACCUGCAAGUAUCUCCGCGUCAACCCCUCCACGGCACUCGCACUUUUGGAGAAAGUGAACAGAGGGAUGAAGGACACUAGCAAAAAGAACAACCUCUUCUCCCAGUUCAGAAAGAACGACCGAGACAAGCAGAAGCUGAUCGAGACGGUGGUGAAGCAGCUCCGGAGUCUGGUGAACGGCAUGUCCCAGCACUCCUAGAGCCCCACCCGCGCUCCACCCGUGGCUGCAUGCCGCCCCGUGGCUCCACCCCCUGUCCACCAGCUUUGUUUGGACGUUGUAAAGGCCUGGUGCGGAGUUGUGACCAACAGGGUACACCACAGCUACACGUUUCAUUCUAAUUGCCAGUAGCGGUUUCUGUGUCUGCUGCCAAAAUGUCUCCCACUGUGUCACUUUUCAUUUCUCACUUAAUUGAUAUUGUAAAUACGGAACAAAAGGGAGGGGGGGUAGGGUCAGUUUACCAACUUAAACAAUUAAGCAGUAAUUUUUCUUGUAAUGUAUUUUUAAUGGCCAAGAAUUAUGUUUUGUAUAUUGUGAAAGUGAAGCGAUUGUAUCAUUUUGAUGGAGUGUGUUCAGAGUUCUGGCAGGGCAGAUGUCGGCGUGAAGGAUCAUGACGUCCACCUGCGGGACCGAUGUUCAUGUUGAGAUACUUCUGAAAUUCUCCACAGUGUGAUAGGGAAUUAUGUUUUUACUGUAAAUAUUUUAAAAUAUAUUUAACACACUAUCAUAAAAUCAUGCUUCCCACUGGUAUGGUUUGAGUCAAAUUUGAUUUGAUUAGGUAACUUGUUGGAGGGAAAAACUUUGCAUGAGAAUGCGUGUUUGGGUUUUGGUGGGGAUUUUUUGGGGGUGGGGGUCUUUCUUUUUCUUCUUUAAUUUGAAGGCCAGAUGAACUUUUAGUAACUUAUACAUGUAUUCAGAAUCUUCUCUUCUUGUAAGGGAACAUGAACUUGAGUUGCUGAAUACAUUUCAAGUACAUGAUAUACAAAGCAAUUGUUGAAUAGGGUUUUAUUUAAUUUUUAUUUCCUCAGGGUGUAAUGAAGGCUUUUGAGUUUGAAUCACACGCUAAGAUGAAACAAAAUGAGCAAUAAUUGGUCCAGUCACUGAAGCAAAGCUGCAUUUCAGAUUUAAAUGUUCUUGGUCUUUCAGCAUUUUGCACUAAAUAUUUAAUUUGCCUCUCUUGUUGUUUGUUUGUUUUUUAAAUGGAAUGUAGAGAUUCUCUACUCAACACAAAAGUGGGGAAAGUUAUAAUAUUCCAUUCCCUGAAUCUUGAUAUGUAAAGUAGACUUUAAAACUGUAUUUAAAAUUCUCAAUGAUGCCGCACCUGCAGUGGCAGGAUGGUCUCAGUUCUCCCUGUUUGUGUCAUGACUGAACAUAACUACCUUCUUAUAUCCCAUUUAUCAUUUGUGUCAAAAAAGUGAGCGUGGCCGAGAAUUUUCAAACUGGCAGCUGUAGCAUGAAAUUCAGCCAUGAAUUUCACCGAGAGCGCCCAGUAACUUAAGUUGUUUCCAGAAUCCAAUUGUUUUUCUUGGUGUGCUUUAAUAAAAUGUGAUCACAAAAUGCC
Messenger RNA from Electrophorus electricus (electric eel), 3841 nucleotides. RefSeq names its product exocyst complex component 6 (gene exoc6). The record is from RefSeq and is a predicted model, not a curated record. Gene Ontology annotation, cellular component: exocyst; membrane. NCBI's taxonomy places the organism in Eukaryota, Metazoa, Chordata, Actinopteri, Gymnotiformes, Gymnotidae. Gene Ontology annotation, biological process: exocytosis; Golgi to plasma membrane transport; intracellular protein transport.